ACCCCUCCCUUUCUCUGGCCCUCAUCCAUUGGCUGACUCUCUUGAUCUGUUCCAGGUAUUGGUCAGUCAGGACGCCGGUCAGGAAAAGUCCCCCCCCACCUCUCGGCGCCUUGUAGGUAGGAAGCCGCCGGAGAGUCGUAGUCUGCGAACCUCCAGGGUUUCUCCUCUCCCGAUAGCGUCUGUCAGUAUUCGGCGAAGACAGUACCCUUUGAUUUUCAUCGUCUGGCUACCUUCACUAUCCACUACCAGCCACAGCUCCGGGGCUGGAGUAUUGGGAUUGAACCUCCAGGGCCUUGCACAUGCUAAGCAAGCGCUUUAUCACUGAUCAACCUCCCCUUUUAAUUUAUAUAUUUUGAGACAGGGUCUCCCCAAAUUACCCGGGCUGGCUUCGAUCCUCCUGCCUCAGUCCCCCAAGUAGCUAAGAUUACAGGAUUGAACCACUGCUCCUGGCUCCAAAAUUUAUAUAAUUCUUAUCGAGAGAGGGAGAGAAACCACGUAUGAACCAACUCUAAUUCUAUGCAGGGGAUAAAUACUACAGAAGAGUCAGAUUUUUAAAAAGUUCAGAGCCAGAAAGGGGGCAUUUAUGGCAGUGGAGAUGGUUCUUAAGCUGAGUUUUGAAAGACCCCAUGGAGAUGAAGAGGGGAAAGGCCUCCUUGGAGAAGCUCAAAGAAGGGAAAGUGCCAGGUGAAUGCCAGAAAUUCCAUGAAGCAUCUUCAGGCCAGAAGAGAGACUAAUGUGAGAGAAACUUUGGAAGAACAGGCCCCGGAUUUGAUGCCAAGAUCAGUGUGAACUUUAAAUAGAUCUUGUUGAUGAACCUGAGAUAUAUCUCCUCAGAGGGCUUUUCCCUUUUCAUUAUAAUCCUCUGGUUGCUUGCCUCUCUGCCUGCCAGUCUGUAAGCACGUUUAAGACUAAUCCACAGUUGUCUAUCUGGUGGUCUUCCUCGCCUAGGCUACAUAGACAACCCUCCCAACGUGAACACACAUCCAGUGUCCUCUGGGGGUAGUGGAGCCAACCCCAGAACGACUGAUUGAUCAUGACUUCUAUUAAAGAACAGGCAGCAAUUAGCAGGCUCUUAAGCUUUUUACAAGAGUGGGACAAUGCUGGCAAAGUUGCAAGGAAUCACAUCCUCAACAAUUUCAUUCAAACCAACCAAGGCAAGACUUCCCCUGAAUUGGAGCAGGAGUUUUCCCAAGGAGCCAGCUUGUUCCUUGUACGCUUGAUCACCUGCCUUAGAAUCACCUAUAUGACUGGCUCAUGUUUAGAAAAGCUUCUGAAGUCCAUUGGCAUCUUCUUAUCAGCUGUGGGCAGUAAUCGAUACCUGAUAGAAUUUCUGGAGGUCGGAGGUGUCCUAACACUCUUGGAAAUACUUGGACUGGAGAAAAUUAAAGAAGAGGACAAGAAGGAAUCCAUCAAGCUACUUCAGCUUAUUGCAAACUCUGGCAGGAAGUACAAGGAGCUCAUUUGUGAAAGCUAUGGUGUACGAUCCAUAGCAGAAUUUUUGGCAAUAUCUAAGUCAGAAGAGACCCAGGAGGAAGUGCAAGUUCUGUUGGAUUCUUUGGUCCAUGGUAAUCCCAAGUACCAGAAUCAAGUGUAUAAAGGUCUAAUAGCUUUGCUGCCCUGUGCGUCCCCUAAAGCUCAGCAGCUGUCCCUGCAGACACUCAAGACUGCCCAGUCCAUCAUUGGAACCACACACCCCAGCAUUGUGGACUGUGUGCUGAAGGUGCUAGGCACGAUGCACCUGGAAGUCCAGUAUGAAGCCAUUGAGCUGAUAAAGGACCUGGUCAACUACGACGACGUACGCCAGUCACUGCUCAGGGGCCUGGUGGCACUGCUAAUACCAUCAGUCAAGGAGAUGUCCAAACUGCAGCCCAAGAUCCUCACUGUCUCCCCGAUUCUCCAGCUCACCACCCACCUGCCAGUGUUCUUGCAGCAGGCCGCGGCCGCCAAGACCAUUGGGGUUCUGGCGCGCAGAGACCUGAGCACAGCUGAGGAGAUGCUGCACAUGCGCGUGGUGCACAACCUGAUGGCCGCCAUGGGCAACACGGACCACAGCAACAGCCAGAGGCUGGCCAGCCUCACGCUGGAGUUCUUCGUGCAGACGUUCCCGGUGGUGGAGGAGCACGUGCGCAAGUCCAUGGGGGAGGAACUCUACCAGCUCUUCCUUAUCCACCGUGAGGAUUUGUACAUGAAAAUAGAUAGCAUUCAGGCAGACAUCUUGACAGCCAAUGAAGUCAAUGUUGCCAAAGUGUUAGAACUUGAUGAAGUCCCCAACAGCAGCUCGAGCGUUGUAGUUGACCCUGGUGAUCUGAAUCAGAUGACUUAUAUCACACACUUCACGGAGGCAAAGGCACAGGAGGAUGAAGAGGCGGAAUCAAAGGAGUAACAAACCCGCUGUGGCAAACCAGGAAGGCCAAGGUUGUGUGGCAGGGAAGCCUGACAGAUGGCAGGAAUCCGGGGUCAAGUGCAGGGUGACUCUACUUGGCUCCAGAGGAGGCUGGGGUUUAUGCAUGCAGUGGGAAAGAAGGAAGGUUGCUGGCUGGAAAGGGUCUAAUAAAAAGUCUUGAUAUCUGCC
Messenger RNA from Ictidomys tridecemlineatus (thirteen-lined ground squirrel), 2572 nucleotides. It is a transcript of the gene Armh1, whose product is annotated as armadillo like helical domain containing 1. NCBI's taxonomy places the organism in Eukaryota, Metazoa, Chordata, Mammalia, Rodentia, Sciuridae. The record is from RefSeq and is a predicted model, not a curated record.